Messenger RNA from Sinocyclocheilus rhinocerous, 517 nucleotides. RefSeq names its product apoptosis regulator R1-like. Bases 47 to 517 code for a protein of 156 amino acids. The transcript is spliced from 6 exons. Gene Ontology annotation, molecular function: BH domain binding; channel activity. The record is from RefSeq and is a predicted model, not a curated record. NCBI's taxonomy places the organism in Eukaryota, Metazoa, Chordata, Actinopteri, Cypriniformes, Cyprinidae. Gene Ontology annotation, cellular component: mitochondrial outer membrane. Gene Ontology annotation, biological process: release of cytochrome c from mitochondria; extrinsic apoptotic signaling pathway in absence of ligand; regulation of apoptotic process.
CAUUGUGGUUUAAGUGGCCGUCAAAACCAAUAUCGUAGGACCAAGGAUGGAGACAGAAAAAAGAGAAUCAGAUUACGCGUUUUCAAAGAAUCUUGUACUUAGAUCAGUGAAGGACCAGGUACAGAGGGCGGGAAUAUGUGCACCGCCUCUUCCUGAACCGCAGCCAAUGAGUGAUGAGCAGGAGAAGCUCCUGGAGCAGAUGGCUGAACUCAUCAUAGGCGUCAGCGACUUUCUUGAUCGAAAUAGAAAAUUCAAUAUCUUGAUUGAUGCAUUUGUACAUGUGAUGGACAGACAGAGUUUCCAGAGGCUUGCAGAAAAAGUGUUUGUUGAUGACAUCACUUGGGCGAAAAUUGUUACUCUGAUCUGUGUUGUUGGGAAAACAGUUGCAAAGAUUCUUGCUAAUUCAGUCCCAAGUAUUGUAUCUUGGACAUUGGAUUACUUCCAGAAUAACCUACAGAACUGGAUCUGCAGUAUGGGAGGAUGGAUCAUGAAAGCCCAACACAAAGGGCCUGCAUAA